Molecule: messenger RNA, 507 nt
Organism: Aspergillus chevalieri
Lineage: Eukaryota; Fungi; Ascomycota; Eurotiomycetes; Eurotiales; Aspergillaceae
Exons: 1
Coding region: 1-507 (168 amino acids)
Source: RefSeq, a predicted model, not a curated record
AUGUUCAAAAGACUCGCAUCCAGCAGCCAACAAGCCAGUCGGGUAGUGCAACGUCGACGACCCCAGCUGCGAACACCUCUCGUCCAACCCCCCCCAACCGCACCUCCAGCCGCAGCUGCAACAGUCCAAUUCAGCACCCGCCCCGCUCUCCACACAACAAAGAAAGACGCCGGCUUCAGUCACAGCGAAGACUUUGACCGCACAGCGCUGGACCCCAAGCGCAACGAGGGCACCAAGUCCGGUACAGACAGUGAAGUUGCGCAGCACCGCGCCGCGUAUGAUCCCAGCCAGACGUCACCAGAGAGCGAGAUGCAAGAGAUGGGGGAGGAGACGAAGCAGGAAGGGGUGCCGGCGAAUCCGUUGGAUGUGAGUGGUGCGAAUCAGGAGGUAAAUCGGUCGCGGGAUCCGAGAGAGGGGAUGGCGGAUCGGAAUGCGGAUAGGGAGGGGCAUAGUACGAGGGGGGUUACGCCGAAGAAUCGUGAGGUGAAGACUAGGCCGUCGAAAUAG